GGUUCCUCAGCUACCAGAGGAGACCCGGUCCUGGACAGGGUCCCUGAGCCAGCGGCGCUAGGACCCCCGGGCAGAGUCUCGGAGAUGGCAGUCGUGGGGGUGGCGGGUGGGAAAUGCCUUACAUGGUCCCCAGAGUUCACCCACUGAGCCCGCGCCCAAAAUAGCCCCUGCCGCCUGCUGGCCUCACUGUGGGCCGGGCGAUGGCGGCUGCCUCUCACCCGGUGGAGCUGGGCGCUCCCUGGGGGCCCACGGGCCCGGAGCCCCCUCCCACGCGCUUCCACCGUGUGCACGGAGCCAACAUUCGCGUGGACCCCUCGGGGACCCAGGCCACACGCGUGGAGAGCUUCGCCCACGGUGUGUGCUUCAGUCGAGACCCGCUGGCCCCGGGCCAGGUAUUCCUGGUCGAGAUCGAGGAAAAAGAACUGGGUUGGUGCGGGCAUCUGCGUCUCGGCCUGACUGCGCUGGACCCCGCCAGUUUGGCUUCUGUGCCCGAGUUUUCGCUACCCGACCUGGUCAGCCUGGGCCACACCUGGGUCUUCGCCAUCACUCGCCACCACAACCGUGUACCCCGGGAAGGCCAAUCGGAGGCAGAGGCAGCGGCCCCCAGCCGACCCCCGGCACUCUUGGUGAAACCUUAUCUGUGCAUUGAGCAGUUUCGAAUUCCCCGGGACCGCCUGGUGGGCCGAAGCCGGCCGGGGCUCUACAGCCAUCUCCUGGACCAGCUCUAUGAGCUGAAUGUGUUGCCUCCUACCGCGCGCCGCAGCCGCCUGGGAGUCCUCUUCUGCCCGCGCCCAGAUGGCACGGCAGACAUGCACAUCAUCAUCAAUGGCGAGGACAUGGGCCCCAGCGCCAGGGGACUGCCAGCUGCCCAGCCUCUCUACGCGGUGGUGGAUGUGUUUGCCUCCACCAAAAGCGUGCGCCUGGUCCAGCUGGAGUAUGGCUUGCCGUCCCUGCAGACUCUGUGCCGACUGGUGAUCCAGAGGAGUGUGGUGCACCGGCUGGCUAUUGAGGGGCUCCACCUGCCCAGAGGACUUAAGGAUUUCUGCAAGUAUGAAUGAAGGCCUGCAGCUGCCGCGACCCAGAGCAAGAGGAGUGUAUCCUGCUCUCAGAGCUGUGGCUAGUCUGAAACUCACCCCACUGCUGCCAACAAGGACCAGAAAUAAACACAGCUGAGGGGGCUGGGGAUUUAGCUCAGUGGCACAGCACCUGCCUGGCAAGCGCAAGGUCAUGAGUUCGAUUUCUGGUACCGGAAGAAAAACAAAAACAAAUAAACACAGCUGAGGUGCCAUUCUUCCAGUCUUUGGCACACCCCCUUCCCCCUGCAGCCUGUGAGAAGCAAUUCUAGAAUCAUUGCAGGUUCAUAGAACAGAGUAAAGGGAGCAUUUUAGACCUAAACUAGGGAUUCUUAGCCUGGCCACUUAUGAGGGUUAUCUGGGAUACUUAAAGAAUGCUGAUGCCCCAGACUCCAUCUCUAGAAAUUCUCCUUCAAUUUGUCAGGGGAUUAGGCCUAGAUGUUUUUUGUAAAAGGCCCUCUUGUUUAUUUUUUAUUUUAUUUUUUUGUAAGACAGGGUCUCAGAUAUGUAGUUCAGCCCGUCCUUAAACUCCCUAUGUAGCUCAGGCUGGCCUGGAACUUGAAGCAAUCCGCCUGCCUCAGCCUCCUGAG
Messenger RNA from Chinchilla lanigera (long-tailed chinchilla), 1663 nucleotides. It is a transcript of the gene Neurl2, whose product is annotated as neuralized E3 ubiquitin protein ligase 2. Lineage: Eukaryota; Metazoa; Chordata; Mammalia; Rodentia; Chinchillidae. Gene Ontology annotation, molecular function: ubiquitin protein ligase activity. Gene Ontology annotation, biological process: intracellular signal transduction. The transcript is spliced from 2 exons. The record is from RefSeq and is a predicted model, not a curated record. Bases 201 to 1058 code for a protein of 285 amino acids.